Komagataella phaffii GS115 is the source of this 1437-nucleotide messenger RNA. Its product is annotated as Essential component of the Sorting and Assembly Machinery of the mitochondrial outer membrane. NCBI's taxonomy places the organism in Eukaryota, Fungi, Ascomycota, Pichiomycetes, Pichiales, Pichiaceae. The record is from RefSeq and is a predicted model, not a curated record. Gene Ontology annotation, cellular component: outer membrane; SAM complex. Gene Ontology annotation, biological process: protein insertion into mitochondrial outer membrane. Bases 1 to 1437 code for a protein of 478 amino acids. The transcript has a single exon.
AUGAGUGUUUUGGAUGAUGAUUCACCAUUGGAUCGGCUAAACUCGCAACGGAGGGAUAAGGCUUCUGAGUAUGAGGCCAAGAAGCAAUCUCUGUUGGUGAAGCACAACCGAGAAGUUGUGGAUCAUUUAUUGUCUACUAACUUAACAAGGCCCAUAAGAAUUACCAAAGUUCAUGUUGUGAAUGCGGAGAUGCUAAGAGAUACAUUCUUAGAGACACAAUUGGCACCGUUAUUGAACAACGAGCGGCUGGAUUUGCAUGGUCUCUUGAAAAACUUAGAUUUGACAACUUCCAAUUUUGCCAGAACAAGUACAAUCUCCAACAUAGGGGCAAUACUGGAAGUAGAUCCUACACCUUCAUUUGCCACUGUUCCCCCUAGUACGUUGAGAAUAAUUCCUGUAAUCCAAUUGGAUCCUAUCAAGCGAUUCAAUAUGAAAAUCGGCACCAAUGUUGGUAAUGGCGAAGGUGAUGGAUAUCUGUCAUUGCAAUAUAGGAAUAUCUUUGGUGGAGGAGAAUCGAUAUCCUUUGACACGAAUAUGGCAUCUAACAACCUCAAUAGUACAAGUAGAUCGACUUAUUUACUGAACUUUCAAUCUCCCAUCCUCAAUAAUGCAAAUUGGUUAGGAAGUAUUAUGGGCUAUCAUUCUUCCAAGUUAGUAGACUGGACUACAAGAAAUGAUCAAACAAUCGAAGGGAUUACCUUAAAAUCAAUCUCACAGUAUAAAUCGCCAUGGAAUUAUGAGUUUUCUCUUGAAAACACACUCCGUUCUAUUGAUCUUUUGAGCACCAAUUCACUUAACGACACUCUUUUGAUGAAUGCUGGAGAUUCAUUUAAAUCCAGUUUCAAUUUUACAUGCAAAUAUGAUACGAGAGAUGACUCGAUACUGCCAACUAAAGGUUUCCACUCUGGUGGGUCGAUAGAACUGUCCAACCUUCUCCCUUCCCUCAACUUUCAAGAGUCAAAGUUCAUUAAAUUGACGUCACACUUUCAACAUGCAUUCUCUUUUAACAAAAUUAUUUUCAAUGGUCUGUUUAAAUUUGGAUAUAUACAAUCAUUGAACCAUUCAAAUGUUCAUUUCAUGGAUAGAUUUUUCAUUGGUGGUCCUAACGAUAUAAGAGGAUUUACUUUAAAUGGAUUGGGUCCAAAGCUCUAUGGAUCUCCCAUUGGUGGUCUGGCUUUUUACGGAUUAUCUGCCAGUCUCUUUACACCUCUCCCUUUUGUCGAUUCUGAAUCUUUCAAAACUCAUACAUUCAUCAACGCAGGAAAGUUGAUUUCGGAUUCAAACUUACGAGAUCCAAGUGUUUCCAUAGGCACAGGCUUAGUAUUCAAACAUCCCAUCGCUCGAUUUGAGCUGAACUUUGUCCUACCUUUAAGUCAGAGUCACUUUGAUUCUACGAGAAAGGGAUUUCAAUACGGAGUGGGUAUAUCUUUCAUGUAA